AUUUUAAAAUAAAUCAUACAAGAUUUCAACAAGUGUCUCAUCAGAUACUGAAAUUCACUAAAAACAUAGUAUAUGGAUUGCUUUGUUUCAGUAACCACUUCAUUGGUCUUCUUCAUCCUCCUUUAUGGGGUUGCAAGAGUUUCCUAUUCCAUUUGGUUGGAACCCAAAAGCCAGGAAAGGCUAUUAAAGCGGCAAGGUAUCAGUGGCAGAGCUUACAAACUACUGGUUGGGGACAUGAAACAGUUCAUAAAGCAGAUAACUGAAGCUUGGUCUAAGCCUAUUAAUCUAUGUCACCACAUUGUUCCACGUGUUGACCCUUUCACACUUGAUAAUGUCCAGAAAUAUGGGAAGAUAUCAUAUUGUUGGACUGGAACAAGACCAAGGCUGAUUAUACAGGAUCCAGAAAUGAUGGAGGAGGUGUUAGCCAAUAAGCAAGGUCACUUCCAAAAGCCACCGCUGAAUCCACAAAUUCUCAUUCUAUCUAGAGGAAUCUCAACUCUUGAGGGAGAGCAGUGGUCUAAACGCAGAAAGAUGAUCAACCCUGCCUUUCAUCUCGAGAAACUCAAGGGGAUGGUUCCAAUAUUCUCAGUCAGUUGUGGACAGAUGAUUGAGCAGUGGAAGGAAAGGGCUAGUUUGCAAUCAAGUUGUGAGAUUGAUGUAUGGCCUGAACUUCAAAAGCUUACUGCUGAUGCUAUUUCCAGGACAGCAUUUGGAAGCAGCUAUGAAGAAGGGAAGAAAAUCUUUCAACUUCAAAAAGAGCUAAUUUCAUUGACUCUUGAAGCAAUGCAAUCAAUCUACAUUCCUGGCUUCAGAUUUAUUCCUACAAAAAAGAAUCAGAGGAGAAAGAAAUUGAACAAAGAAAUCACAUCAAUGCUAAGAAAUGUUAUCCAAAGGAAAGAGCACGCAAUGAAGACGGGACAAGCGAGGGCCAAUGACUUGCUAGGCAUGCUCUUGCAGCAUAAUAAUCAGUUUGCUGUUCUAGAAAACACAAAUGGAGCAGAAGGAAAGAUGACAAUUGAAGAUGUAAUAGAGGAAUGCAAGCAGUUCUACCUUGCUGGCCAAGAAACGGCUGCGAGCUUGCUAACAUGGACGAUAAUAGUCUUAGCUAUGCACCCAGAGUGGCAAGAAAAGGCUAGAGAGGAAGUCUUACAGGUUUGCGGCAAGGAGCUCGAAUUUGAAGCUAUAAACCACCUAAAGAUUGUAACGAUGAUACUUUAUGAAGUGUUGAGAUUGUAUCCACCUGUAAUAGCUAUAUAUCAACAUACUAACAAAGAAGCCCAGAUUAAAGAAAUCUCUGUUCCAGCUGGAGUUGAUCUAACGCUGCCCAUCCUGCUCGUAAAUCAUGAUCCUGGACUUUGGGGCGAAGAUGCUGAAGAAUUCAAGCCGGAGAGAUUUUCCCAAGGAGUUUCAAAGGCAUCGAAAGAUCAACUGGCGUUUUUCGCAUUCAGUUGGGGCCCGAGGACCUGUAUUGGGAAAAAUUUUGCUAUGAUUGAAGCUAAGGUCGCUUUGGCUAUGAUUCUACAGCACUUCUCAUUCAAGCUAUCACCUUCUUACUCUCAUGCUCCAUACACUGUUAUGACUCUUCAACCACAGCAUGGAGCACAAAUAAUCUUGCACCAAAUCUAGAUGGCAAGCUGAGGUUCCUAAUCAUAUGGCCUAUGGUGGAUUUCCAUUUCGAACAAGAGAAAGAAUUACAUUGAUUGUGUUGCAUUUUCUGUAUUGAGUGCUAAAUAGACAUUUUAUUUUCUAAA
This is a messenger RNA of Gossypium raimondii (Peruvian cotton), 1751 nucleotides long. Its product is annotated as cytochrome P450 CYP72A616. The transcript has 5 exons. The record is from RefSeq and is a predicted model, not a curated record. Lineage: Eukaryota; Viridiplantae; Streptophyta; Magnoliopsida; Malvales; Malvaceae. Gene Ontology annotation, molecular function: iron ion binding; oxidoreductase activity, acting on paired donors, with incorporation or reduction of molecular oxygen; monooxygenase activity. Bases 73 to 1626 code for a protein of 517 amino acids.